Molecule: messenger RNA, 1790 nt
Organism: Closterium sp. Naga37s-1
Lineage: Eukaryota; Viridiplantae; Streptophyta; Zygnematophyceae; Desmidiales; Closteriaceae
Source: the annotation of a GenBank genome assembly
AUGCUCUCAAAUAUAUUCCUUCAUCAUUCAUCUCUCAAUCGCCUCAUUCGUCUCAUUCGUCUCUCGUUCGUCUCUCUUUUGUCGGCAACGCACUCUCCCACUCGUCGAGCAGGCCAAAUUGCCACCGUUGAAUGGGCGUGUUGCCAUGAUUGCGGGAAGCCCGUCGUCCAACCUCCUUUCUCGGACCCCUCAUGUCCCCUCCCUCUUCCCUCAUUUCUCCCCCUUCUCCCUCACAUUUCCCCCACUACUCCUCCUCAUUUUCCCCCCUUCUCCCUCUCAUUUCCCCCGCUACUCCUCAUUUUCCCCCCUUCUCCCUCUCAUUUCCCCCACUACUCCACAUUUCCCCUUUCUCUCCAUCUCAUUUUCCCCCCUUCCUCCUCUCAUUUCCCCCCCUGCUCCCUCUAUAUUUCCCCCACUGCUCCUCCACACUUCCCCCUAUUUCUCCCUCUCAUUUCCCCCCUUUAUCCAUCUCAUCCCCACCCCGUCUCCCCCUCAUUAGCCCCCCUUCUUCCUCUCAUCCCCUCCCUUGCUCUAUUUCCCCCCCUGCUCCCCCUCGUUUCCGCCAGCUCUCCCCCACUUCUCCCCCCCAGUUCUGCCGGCUUCUCGCGUCACCAGCAGAACGCGUCUCCAGCUGCUCGCAUGUCCCUAAACCCAUCACACGCGCUGCGAACCGCGAGCCUCGCACGCCAUUUCUCCAGUUCCCCACUUCGCCCUAUUGCUUCCCCUGGUGCUCACCCCCGUGCUCAAGGCCCCCUCCAUGCCCUCAUUCCCCCCUCUCCUUCCCCUUAUUUCCCCUGCUGCUUCUCCUCGUUGCCCCCUCUCCUUCCCAUCAUUUUCCCAUCUGCUUCCCCUCGUUCCCCCCUCUCCUUCCCCUCAUUUCCCCCUCUGCUCCCCCUCGUUCCCCCCUCUCCUUCCCCUCAUUUCCCCCUCUGCUCCCCCUCAUUCCCCACUCUCCUUCCCCAUAUUUCCCCAUCUGCUUCCCCUUGUUCCCCCCUCUCCUUCCCCUUAUUUCCCCCUCUGCUUCCCCUCGUAGCCCCCUCUCUUCCCUUUCAUUUCCCCCUCUGCUUCCCAUCGUUCCCCCCUCUCCUUCCCCUUUUUUCCCCCUUUGCUUCCCCUCGUUCUCCUCUCUCCUUCCCUAUAUUUCCCCUUCUGCUUCCCCUUGUUUCCCCCUCUCCCUCCCCUCCUUUCCCCCCAUGCUUCUCCUCCCUGUCCCCCCUGCAUCCCCUCCUUUCUCCACCUGCUUCCCCCCCUUUCUCCACCUGCUUCCCCUCCUUUCCGCUCCUGCUUGCCCUCCUUUCCCCCCCUGCUUCCCCCCUUUUCCUCCAUGGCAUCCCCUGCUUUCACCCCUUGCUUCCCCCCUUUCCCCCCCUACAACCCCUCCUUUCCUUCCCUUGCUUGUCCUCCUCUCCCCUCCUGCUUCCCCUCCAUUACCCCCCUGCUUCACCUCCUUUCCGCCCCUGCUUCACCCCCUUUCCCUCUCUGCUUCUCCCCUUUUCCCCCAUGGCUUCCCUUCCUUUCCCCCCCUGCCUCCCCUCCUUUCCCCCCAUGCUCCUCCUCCCUUCCCCCCCUGCUUCCCCUCCUUUCCCCACCUGCUUACCCUAUUUUGCACCCUCCUUUCGCUGUAUGUCCCCCUCUGCUUGCCUCAAUGCCUCUCCACCCCCUUACAACCCAAUCAGCUUCUUCGAGCUUGCUUAUUCUCUGUCCUCCCUUUUUACCUUGCUUAUGCUCCAUCCUCCCCUUGCUUACCCUCCCUCUUCCCCUCUACCCGCUCUUUCCACUUUCCACCUCUA